Molecule: messenger RNA, 3112 nt
Organism: Durio zibethinus
Lineage: Eukaryota; Viridiplantae; Streptophyta; Magnoliopsida; Malvales; Malvaceae
Product: ELF3-like protein 2
Biological process (GO): regulation of photoperiodism, flowering
Source: RefSeq, a predicted model, not a curated record
UGCCAGCCUUCAAAUUAAUAAUGCCCACCAUUUUAUCAAACAAACACACCCCUCCAAAUUUCCUGUGUCAUUUUUUUUUUUGGGAAAGUUUUAUUUCUUUCAGGCUUUCACUACCCACUCACCCGACCCGCCCCAAACCCUUCUGCCUCAGCCUUCAAUCCAGUGCCUAGUGCCCCCACACUCCAGCUUCCAUUCCUCCAGAGUCCAGCCUCUGUGUUUUCUUCUUCACUCUUCUUCUUUUCCUUCACUCUACUUCUUCUCGUCUCUCUCACAGACCCAAACCCCAAAAUCAGUAAAUCGGUAAAAUCCUCCCCUCUCGGCUUCUUCUGAUCGAGCUCUCCGGCCACCGCCUCCUUCCUCCGCCACUGAUUUCAACACACACUCAGCCCACAGCCUCUCGGCCUCCAUUCACUGAUCAGUCAUCAGAGAUUUUUUUUCCAACAGCAAUUCGCAGGAAGCCAGUAAUUUUUUUUUUUUUAAAAGGUAGGUUGAUUCUGGGUGAUUGUGUUUCCUUGGUGAGAAUUUUUCAAAUGCCAUCUAGGGAUCAAAGUUUUGGUCUGUAUUGAAUUUGGCUUGAAAGGAUGCUAAGGGAAUGUUUUGAUGGUGGAAGGAUCAGUUUUUGAGUGGAAUUUUGUGGUGAAGGACUGUAAAUGAUGAUGAGAGGGGGAAAAGAUGAGGGAAGAGUGAUGAGUCCUAUGUUUCCUAGGCUUCAUGUGAAUGAUACAGAGAAAGGAGGGCCAAGGGCACCUCCAAGGAAUAAAAUGGCUCUCUAUGAGCAGCUCAGUAUCCCUUCCCAAAGGUUCAACUCUGGAUCACCAUCCAUGCUGCCUCUUCCUCCAAGUAAUAACAACAGCUUGGUUCCUUUAAUAUCAUCAAGCCAUGGUGGUGACAAUGAAAGGAGUAUGUUUGUGCCAUUCGGCAACACCCAUGAAUCUUCCAUUUUGGCUGAUAAGUUUCAUUCUUAUUCCAACCCCGGGACUAAUCUAAAUACCACUAAAGGAAAUCAAGAAAGAAAAACCACAAAAGCUAUAGAUGACAAUAGUUUGGAUACCACACCACCAAUUCAAGCAGUUUCUAAAAGCAAUCCAUUGCAGCCACUGCAUUUUUCUAACUUUAAGAAAUUUUCCUUAAGGAAGCUAGGUUACGAUGAUGAUCUUAGGGUUCCUACCUCUGUUUUGUCUUUAAUAGAACAGAACUUUAGUUGCAGUAAGCAGAGUGAAGGCCGGGGAAUUUUUUCUAAAUUGAACUUGAGCUCUUCAAUGCAACUUCAAACUGCUAAUGAAAAGCAGAAAGAAAAUGAUUCUGUUGAUCCAAAGUCUAGAAGAUAUGCUGGGAACCAAGAUGAGGAGAAAGAGAGAUUGUUUCGAAGUCGUCAAAACAUCAUGGAAAGGUCUAAUUCAAUUUUGUCAACUAGAGAUGAAAUCCUGGCAGACACAUCAUCUGACCUGUCAAUCAAAAUCAAGGAUUCAGAAUCAUUAAAACGACCACACGCUUCCUAUAACCAAGAAAACAAAAGCAGCUCAGUGGAUAUAUUGAACAGUGAAGAUGGUCCAAAUGCUCGGUUGCAUCAUGAGUAUGUGGUGACACAAGACAAAAUGAUCUUUAGGGAAAAUAUGUCGGUGGAAUCUGGCAGAUGCCUGGAAAAUACUUCCAAAGUGAGAAAUGAGUCAUGCAUGAGACAAUCACUUGGAGUUGAUGAUGGAAGUCCAAAUGCACUUGAAAACAGAAUUAAGGUCCAUGAAGAAAAGAAGGGUGGGGCUAAGCAGGUUGGGGGUGUUAACAGACAUAAUAAUGUCCCAGAUCCCUCCAUGUUGGAGUCUGAAUCUCUUUUGGAUAUAUGCCCUGAUGAUGUCGUGGGAAUCAUAGGUGAAAAGCAUUUCUGGAAAGUAAGAAGUGCGAUUGCCAACCAACAAAGAGUCUUUGCUGUGCAAGUCUUCGAGUUGCAUAGACUAAUAAAGGUUCAGAGGUUGAUUGCUGGGUCACCACAUAUAUUGCUUGAAGAUACCUUAUAUAUGGACAAACCAUCUUUAGAUGUUUCUCCCGUCAAGAAGUUGCCAAUGAACUAUGUUUCUGAACCACCAUUGAUCAUUAAAGUCAAAGAUAAUUCUCAAAAAACAAAUAUUAGCAUCGAAUGUGCAGAUGAGAAUGCAGUUGCAAAGCUUCCUCUUCCCUCUACCAAUGAUGAUACCAGCAAAGGACUUGGUACAGGCCCUUAUUCAGGAAAUGCAUCGACAACACCGAUGCCUGCCAAUACCAGGCCAUCUCCUUGGUGUUUCUCUCCACCUGGAAAUCAGUGGUUAGUUCCUGUAAUGUCUCCUUCUGAAGGACUUGUUUACAAGCCAUGCACAGGGCCUUUUCCUUCAACUGCAGGUUUCUUGGCACCAGUUUAUGGCAGCUGUGGUCCUGUGAACCUAGGGGACUUUCUGAACACAGCUUAUGGUGUUCCAGCUUCUCACCAUCAGGGAUUUGGAAUUCCUGCUGGCAACCCUCCGAUAGGUCAGACCUACUUUCCACAUUAUGGUAUGCCAGUUAGGAAUCCUUCAGUUUCUGGCUCAGCAGUUGAGCAGAUGGGCCCGUUUACUGGAGUCCAGUCAAAGGGCAAUCAGUUCUCAACAGGUGAUGUAAACUUCACCAUAGCUCACCAGAGUUCAUGCAACAUAUCAAGUCAGAUGAGUCAAGCAAUCUCAUAUUGUGCUGGAAAAUUACCUGCAUCAAAAGAGAGCCAAAUACAGGGAAGUAGUCCAGCGAGUAGUCCAUCUGAGAGGGCUAAAGGGGACGCACUUCCUUCUUUACCUACAGAACCUACAACACAGGCAUCCAAUCAUGACGGUCAAACUAGCGGGCAGCGAACAAGGGUGAUUAAGGUUGUACCACAUAACCCCAGAUUAGCGACUGAAUCAGCAGCUCGGAUCUUUCAGUCUAUCCAAGAAGAAAGGAAACAGUAUGAUUAGUUUUUGUAUCUAAUCAGACCUACCUUGCCGAAGGUAACUGUAUACUUAAUACUUUGUCAAAUAUUUGAUGUUUUGCAUCUAAUUCUUAUAUGUUAAUAGCAUAUACAUAACAUAAGCAGCUUAAGGUUGAAAAACAAUAAACUUUUGCUUGAUUGUAACCA